GUGCCUUGCCUUAAGGAGUCCCUGUGGCCUGGAGAUGCCAGACCUGAGGGUGGACAUUGGCCAGGCUGUCUGAUCCCACCCAGGGGCGGAGGAGGCCUCCUCUUGGACACUGGAGCCCAGACACCGGGGAUUAGAGGACCCCUGGGGUGGGUGCACAGCACACUCUGCAGAGCAGGGAGCCCAGGCAUGUGGUGGGGCCUUGGGGCAGGCCCAGCGUGUCCAGGUACCAUAUGUGUUCUGUGUGUUUGUAGCAACAAAGUACCACAAACUAGGCAGUUUCAAACAGCAGACAUUUAUCUCUCAUGGUUCCAGAGGCCAAAAGUCCAAAAUCAAGAUGUUGGCAGGGCCCUGCUCCCUCCCAAGGCUCUAGGAAAGGGACAUUCCAGCCUCUUCAGCUUCUGGUGCUGCCGGCAAUCCUUGGGCGCCUUGGCUGGUGGCCCUGCCAGCAGUCUCUGCCUCUGUCUUCUCAUGGGCUUCUUCCCUCCCUGUCUCUGUCCAAAUUUCCUUUUUUUUUUUUUUUUUUUUUUUUGAGACAGGGUCUUGGCCCAGGCUGGAGUGCAGUGGUGUGAUCUGCAACCUCCACCUCUCAGGCUCAGGUGUUCCUCCUGCCUCAGCCCCAAGCCCCCAGUAGCUGGGACCACAGGCAUCCGACACCACACCCAGCUAAUUUUUGUACCAUGUUCCCCAGGCUGGUCUCAAACUCUUGGGCUCAAGUGAUCCUCCCAUCUCAGCUUCCCAAAGUGCUGGGACUACAGGCGUGAGCCACUGUGCCCUUUUCUUUUUUGUUCCCCACCUCUUUUUUUAUUUUUUGAGACAAAGUCUCGCUCUGUCACCCAGGCUGGAGUGCAGUGGUGCGAUGUCGGCUCACUGCAACCUUUGCCUCCUGGGUUCAAGCGAUUCUCCUGCCUCAGCUUCCCAAGUAGCUGGGACUACAGGUGCCUGCCACCACGUCUAGCUAAUUUUUUGUAUUUUUAGUAGAGACGGGGUUUCACCGUGUUAGCCAGGAUGGUCUCGAUCUCCUGACCUCGUGAUCCGCCCGCCUCGGCCUCCCAAAGUGCUAGGAUUACAGGCGUGAGCCACCGCGCCCAACCCAUUUUUUGUAUUUUUAGUAGAGACGGGGUUUUGCCAUGUUGGCCAGGCUGGUCUCAAACUCCUGACCUCAGGUGAUCCGCCCACCUUGGCCUCCCAAAGUGCUGGGAUUACAGGCGUGAACUACUACACUCGGCCCAACUUUCUUCUUUAAAAUGGAAAGGAAGCGAGUGCUCUGCCCCCGAGCACCCUCCCAGGAGCCUAUGGGCUGGUUCCUCUUUUUGGCCUCAGCAUCCUUGGAGGGCCUAGCGCAGCCCCUGAUGCCGCAGGGCAGGGUUGGGCCUGAGGGCCCGUGUGGCCAGCUGCUGUCUCAGGAUGCGGUACCCUCGAAGGUUGGGGGCCAAGUCCCAGGGUCUCCAAGGUGGGCUGGGGAAGGGUCUCGGCCCCCCUCAGCCUGCAGAGACUGGAAAAUGUAGCAGGUGCGCAGCCACCGCCAGGAUUAGCUUCCUGUGGCUGCUGGAACAAACCUACACGUCAGAAACCACAUGCGAGUCUCAUGGGGCUAAAACGAAGGUGUCAGCAGGGCUGGCUCCAGUGGGGAACCUGCUUUCUGCCUUCUCCGGCCUCCAGAGGCCUCCACAUUCCUGGCCUUGCAGCCCUUCCUGCGUCCUCAGAGCCGGCCACAUGGCGUCCUCUCUCCCACCCCCGCUUCUGUCCUCACAUCUCCCUGACUCUGACUGUCUUAGAAGAACCCUGCAAUUGCCACCACCAAGGCCCCCACCCAGGCAUGUCUGCAAAGUCCUCGUGAACCGGGACACGUGACACCGCCACAGGCUCCAGGGUUGGGACGUGGCAUCUUUGGGGGCCAUGAUUCUGCUCACUGCAGACCCCGUGUGCAGGGUGGACGCUCUUCUCUGGCUCCUGGGAUUGGCUGUGAGGACAAAACAUAAAGGAACCCAUUUACUGUUACACCCCGCACAACUUCACGCGCGACCAGGCGCUGUACGCCCGCGGCUACUGCUGGACGGAGCUGCGGGACGCGCUGCCCGGCGUGGACGCCAGCCUGUGGCCGUCGCUGUUUGAGCACAAGUUCCUGCCCUACGCGCUGCUGGCCUUCGCCGCCAUCAUGUACGUGCCCGCGCUGGGCUGGGAGUUCCUGGCCUCCACGCGCCUCACCUCCGAGCUCAACUUCCUGCUGCAGGAGAUUGACAACUGUUACCACCGGGCGGCCGAGGGCCGCGCGCCCAAGAUCGAGAAGCAGAUCCAGUCCAAGGGCCCGGGCAUCACGGAGCGCGAGAAGCGCGAGAUCAUCGAGAACGCGGAGAAGGAGAAGAGCCCGGAGCAGAACCUGUUCGAGAAGUACCUGGAGCGCCGCGGCCGCAGCAACUUCCUGGCCAAGCUAUACCUGGCGCGGCACGUGCUGAUCCUGCUGCUGAGCGCCGUGCCCAUCUCCUACCUGUGCACCUACUACGCCACGCAGAAGCAGAACGAGUUCACCUGUGCGCUGGGCGCGUCCCCGGACGGGGCGGCAGGUGCGGGGCCCGCGGUGCGCGUGAGCUGCAAGCUCCCGUCCGUGCAGCUACAGCGCAUCAUCGCGGGCGUGGACAUCGUGCUGCUGUGCGUCAUGAACCUCAUCAUCCUCGUCAACCUCAUCCACCUCUUCAUCUUCCGCAAGAGCAACUUCAUCUUCGACAAGCUGCACAAGGUGGGCAUCAAGACGCGCCGGCAGUGGCGCCGCUCGCAGUUCUGCGACAUCAACAUCCUGGCCAUGUUCUGCAACGAGAACCGUGACCACAUCAAGUCGCUCAACCGGCUGGACUUCAUCACCAACGAGAGCGACCUCAUGUACGACAACGUGGUCCGGCAGCUGCUGGCGGCGCUGGCGCAGUCCAACCACGACGCCACCCCCACGGUGCGCGACUCGGGGGUGCAGACCGUGGACCCCAGCGCCAACCCCGCGGAGCCCGACGGCGCCGCCGAGCCGCCCGUGGUCAAGCGGCCGCGCAAGAAGAUGAAGUGGAUCCCCACCAGCAACCCGCUGCCGCAGCCCUUCAAGGAGCCGCUGGCCAUCAUGCGUGUGGAGAACAGCAAGGCGGAGAAGCCGAAGCCCGCGCGCAGGAAGACGGCCACGGACACGCUGAUCGCGCCGCUGGACCGCUCCGCCCACCACUACAAGAGCGGAGGGGGCGACCCGGGCCCGGGCCCUGCCCCCGCCCCCGCCCCGCCGCCCGCCCCCGACAAGAAGCACGCGCGCCACUUCUCCCUGGACGUCCACCCCUACAUCCUCGGCACCAAGAAGGCCAAGCCCGAGGCGGUGCCCGCCGCCCUGCCCGCCUCCCGGAGCCAGGAGGGGGGUUUCCUGUCCCAGGCGGAGGACUGUGGGCUGGGCCUGGCCCCGGCGCCCACCAAAGAUGCUCCGCUCCCCGAGAAGGAAAUCCCGUACCCCGCAGAGCCAGCCCGGGCAGGGCUUCCCUCGGGGGGCCCGUUCCACGUCCGCUCACCUCCCACCGCCCCUGCUGUGGCCCCUCUGACACCAGCCAGCCUGGGCAAGGCGGAGCCCCUCGCCAUCCUGAGCCGAAACGCCACACACCCGCUGCUGCACAUCAACACGCUGUACGAGACCCGGGAGGAGGAGGAAGGGGGCCCCCGCCUGCCGCAGGACGUGGGGGACCUCAUCGCCAUCCCUGCCCCACAGCAGAUCCUCAUCGCCACCUUCGACGAGCCGAGAACGGUCGUGAGUACUGUGGAGUUUUGAGGGAUGGCACCGCCCAGGCCGCCGAGAGCCCCUCUGCGUGAGUGUGGUGUGGCCUGGCCGGCCUCCCUGUGGACGCCAGCCCUGCGUGGACGUGGCCUCUGCUUCGCCCGUACUGCCCGCAUCCCCAACCUCUGUCCGCAUGCCUGGGGCCCUCACCCCCACGCGUUCGACAGGGGAACCCGCCCGGACGGCAUCGCCAGGCACUGGCUGGGGUGGGAAAAGGUGGCCCAUGGAGCCAGUGGCCAGGACGGCUGAAGCCCGCCUCCCAUGCUCCUGCAUCAGGUGCCCAGCCGUGGGUGGGGGCCGUGAGGUGAAGAGUUUAUUUUUUUAGUCCGUUUCGUCCUGGCCCCGGGCUGUGGCGAGACAGCCCAACUCCCCCAGCCCAGCUCCCCCAGCCCAGAGCCAGGGAAGAGGAAGGUGGGGCCAGUCCCACCAGUGGGGUGGCCACGCCCAUGGGAUCACAUGCUCAGGGGUCGCCCCGUGCAGGGACUUGAUGCCCUCGGGUGGGAGGGACCAAGGUCCACCCUCGGGUCAAAGAUCAAUGUGCACUUUCUCCUUGUCGCCUGACAUACAUUUUAUUUUACUAAGACUGCUGUACCGAACAAGCAUAUUUAUCAUCAGGAGACAGGAUGGGUUUAAAGCAGGAUGGUGUGUGUGUGAAUGGGCAUGAGCAGAGGUGGGCGUGAGUGAGCGGGUGUGUAUGUAUGAGUGUGCACAUGUGUGCGUGCGGACAGAGGGUGUGGUGCCAGCCUGGGUGGGAGUGUGUGUGAGCAGGCGGGUGAGUGCGUGAGUGCGCACCAGCGUGUGGCCCAUGUAUGAGGAGUGGAGGAGCCCAACGCAAUAAGCACGUCCCCCACCUGGGCCCCCUGCCGCGGCUGAGGCCACAUGGCUUCCUGUGGGAGCCCCGGCCGGCACCCGGCUGGUCCCACCCCGAAUACCUCGGCCAUGGAGGCCAUGUGAUGCAGAAUUAACAAGGUAGCACCGAGCAUAUCAAUAAAUAUUAUUCUGAUAAUCA
Molecule: messenger RNA, 4799 nt
Organism: Symphalangus syndactylus (siamang)
Lineage: Eukaryota; Metazoa; Chordata; Mammalia; Primates; Hylobatidae
Gene: PANX2
Product: pannexin 2
Biological process (GO): cell-cell signaling; positive regulation of interleukin-1 production; monoatomic cation transport
Cellular component (GO): plasma membrane
Molecular function (GO): wide pore channel activity
Source: RefSeq, a predicted model, not a curated record